AUGGCCCCUGCACAGUUGAUGCGAUUUAGUGGAAAAUUCUAUAUUACAAUCGCCAAUCAGAAUAACCGUUUUAAAAAAAUAAACUUUGGUUUUAUCAAACUAAUGGAGUUCAAUCAAGCAAUUCCGGCUAUUAAACAGAGCUCGCUUACCAAUAUGUUUGCUGCGCAAAACGGGAACCAACGUCAUCCUUCAUUCCAGCGGCUACAAUCACAAGUAACUUCAAUAAUUUUAAUUUAUUUUGAUUCGUAUCAAUACACUACGGGAAAAAAAGAGGUGCUUCCGGGGGUUCAUUGGGGGUCCGCUCAGGAGGUCGUCCAGGUGGGUGUUUUUCGCCUACCCACUUUUUCACCUCCUGCCUGUUAUGGAUUAGUUUAUAACUCCGCUCUUUAA
Molecule: messenger RNA, 390 nt
Organism: Phycomyces blakesleeanus NRRL 1555(-)
Lineage: Eukaryota; Fungi; Mucoromycota; Mucoromycetes; Mucorales; Phycomycetaceae
Exons: 3
Coding region: 1-390 (129 amino acids)
Source: RefSeq, a predicted model, not a curated record